AUGGCCGUUGUAGACAAUGAUUGGGGAAUUGGCUCCCUACACGCCCAUGACAAGAAGGAGCCCACUCAUGCCAUCGCAGUUACCCCAGGAAUACGGGCAAUCGCAAUCAAAUCAGGGGUGCUCGUGGUGUUGUCAAAUUUCUACGGACUCUUGAAGGAAUGCCCUUAUGCCUUUUUGGAGGAAUUUUGCAGAUAUUGUAACAUUCAACCAGUACCAGCUGGAUCCACAUCAGAAGAUUACAUGCUCAAGGCGAUACCCUUUGUUUUGAAGGGUGAUGCAGGAAUCUGGUUGUCAAGGCUGCCAGAAAGCUCGAUUAGAACCUGGGCCGAGUUCCGCAUGAUCUUCCUGGACCGCUUCUUCCCAACAUCAAAGACAAGUUCCCUGAAGAGAGAAAUUACAGAGGCAAGGCAGGAGUACGAUGAGCCUCUUGGGCAAUAUUGGGACAGAUUCCAGGGACUGCUGCAAGCGUGUCCUAAUCACAAAAUAGGAGAGCGGGAGGUCUAUUCAACCUUUUAUAGUGGGUUGACGGUGGACAGCAAGAAUGAUCUCAAUCUAGCUGCCCAAGGGGAUUUCUCCAAAACCCCAUUCAGCCAAACAAAGAGGAUUCUGGAGAGAUUGAUCGAAGCAAAGAGAUCAUAUGAGACCUCUCGAGGCCAGUACAGAAGAGGAGCGGUGCACGCAGUAGAAGCACGAAGCGACGAGAAGUUGGAGGCUCGAUUUGAGCAAAUGGAGAGGAAGCUGCUAGAAGCAGUGGAAAAGACCAGAGUGCCACCACCUCAGGAGGAGCACCAUUAUUACUACUGCGAGUUUCCUCCUGAAGCAGAAGCUUUGAAUCAAGUAAACACUGUCGGCCAUUGGAACCCGGAAGGGCACUGGGUCCAAGAGAAACAAAGGGAUACUCCAUGGAGAGAUCAUCCAAAUUUCAGGUGGAAUUAUCAGAGCCCAAGACAACCACCUCAACCAUCUACACAGCAGAAAAAAACCUCCGAAGGGCAGCCCAAUUGGCCUGUUCGAAAUCAAGAAAUACCGAACACUGGAGGAAACAGAGGGUAG
Messenger RNA from Salvia splendens (bonfire salvia), 1053 nucleotides. RefSeq lists its product as uncharacterized. The record is from RefSeq and is a predicted model, not a curated record. Lineage: Eukaryota; Viridiplantae; Streptophyta; Magnoliopsida; Lamiales; Lamiaceae. The coding region runs from base 1 to 1053 and encodes 350 amino acids. The transcript has a single exon.